AUGCCUGGCAGGAAUUGUGCUUUUCCAACGUGUACAGUUUCUUAUACAAGUAAGCACAGCUUUAUGAGCAGCUUCCGAAUUCCAACAAGAAAGUGUGAGUCUGACUGGAAAAAUGAUAUCGUUAAAGUUUUAAAUAAAUACCGUCAAAUAGAUAAGUCAUUACAGGAGAGGAUUGAUGCUGGUCGUGUUUAUAUAUGUGAACGUCAUUUUAAACCUGAAGAUAUUGAGUUGACAAAAUCUGGUCGCAAAACAUUGAAACUUGGUUCAGUUCCAACAUUGAAUUUACCUGUGAAAUCACAUGAAACAUUCACAGCUGAGCGAAGAAAACUCGAAAAAGUUUGUAUUAAUUAA
Hydra vulgaris (swiftwater hydra) is the source of this 351-nucleotide messenger RNA. The record is from RefSeq and is a predicted model, not a curated record. NCBI's taxonomy places the organism in Eukaryota, Metazoa, Cnidaria, Hydrozoa, Anthoathecata, Hydridae.